GCCCGCCCGGGGGAGCGGCGUGCGUGAGCGUGUUCUUGCUGCUCCAUGGGGGCGUUGAGUGGGGCUGGCGCGAUGGGAGCGGCUGUGGCGGCCUUUUACGUGACAGCUGCGCCCCACUCCGCGCUCGGGGGAGAUUCUGGGGAACUGAUCACAGCUGCCUAUGAGCUUGGAGUUGCUCAUCCUCCGGGCUACCCCCUCUUCACUCUUCUGGCUAAACUGGCCAUUGAGCUUUUUCCCUGUGGUUCUGCUGCAUAUCGCGUUAAUCUCUUCUGCGCAUUGUUGGGGGCAGCUGCAGCAUCGCUUUUGUUUUAUACAGUUGUCAGGCUUUCUGGCUCGCAGGCGGCAGGAGUCUUUGCUGUGGGGAUGUUUUCGUUUUCCCGUCUAACGUGGCAAUGGUCUAUCACAGCAGAGGUUUUCAGCUUAAACAAUCUGUUUGUGGGGCUGCUGAUGGCGCUUUCUGUGCAAUUCGAGGAAGCAACAACUGCAAAAGAGAGAUCAAAGAUCUGUAAAGUGGGUGCCUUCUCUUGUGGACUGAGCAUGUGCAACCAACAUACCAUUGUGAUCUACGUGCUUUGCAUUGUUUUGUGGGUUUCCUCUCACUUGUUCAGGGAACGUGAGCUGACCCUGAGCAAUGUGCUGAAGUUAAGUUUCUGCUUCUUGGCUGGUUGUCUGCCUUAUCUCUACUUGCCGAUUUCUGCCUACCUCAAUAAAGCCCGCUGGACCUGGGGAGACCAGACAACCUUUAAAGGAUUUAUCACCCACCUUCUCCGGGAAGAGUAUGGCACAUUCAGUCUGGCAAAAUUGGAAAAUGGAUCCAGUAUGACUGAUGUAUUGGUUUUUCAGGUGACCCACAUGAAGAUGGAACUUUCCUUCGUUGUACAGGCCUUUGCAAUUGCGGCAUGUGUAUGCUGUGCAGUGAGGCCAAAGAUAGGGAAGUCACAGUUGAUUUGGCUGUUUGCAUCAAUGUUAUUGACAUACUCUUUCUUCUUUGCUUGGAGGGCAAAUUUGGAUAUUUCAAAGCCCCUGUUUAAGGGGGUGGUUGAGCGAUUCUGGAUGCAAAGCAAUGCAGUGAUUGUCGUUCUAGCUGGCUUUGGCUUCUCUUUACUCUUUUUUCUUGGUGAGAUAUUUGUCGGAAACAGCAGAAGGAUUUACCAUUUGGAAUGGCUUCUGGCAGCUGUUUUUGUUACUGCUCAAAUCUAUUCCAAUUACAGUGUCUGUGACCAAAGUAACAACAAUGUUGUUGACCGGUUUGCCAUGAAUCUUUUGUCCUCCAUGCCUCCAGAUGCCAUAAUCUUGCUAAGAGGGGACCUGCCUGGGAAUUCUCUUCGCUACUUGCAUCAUUGUGAGGGCAUAAGACCUGAUAUCACCUUAAUUGACCAAGAGAUGAUGACUUACCAUUGGUAUUUGCCAAAGCUGGCUAAACAUUUACCUGGUGUCAUCUUUCCUGGAGACCACUGGAAUCCUGUAGAAGGGCCAUUACCUGAUGGAACAACCACAUUCAACCUUCAUCACUUCCUCAAAGUAAAUAGACACAAAGACACCUUUGUUUGUAUUGGACUCCAUGAAGGUGACCCUACCUGGAAAAAAGACUAUUCCCUUUGGCCCUGGGGCUCUUGUGAUAAACUUGUAUCUUCAAAAGCUCCCUUUGAUCCUGAAAUGUGGAUUGAGCGUACCCAAAAUCUCUAUAACUGGACUGAGGAAUAUGGAAGGUUUGACUCAUCUUCCUGGGAGUUGGUAGCAAAUGAAGAGAUGUGGCAAGCCAGGAUGAAAACAGCCUUCUUUCUUUUUGACCUUGCAGAAACUGGUUCCCCCUCUGUGAAAGAGAAAGCAAAGCUUUACACGCUUGCUUAUAAGCUGUACAAGGAAAUUGUAAACACGUAUAAAACUCAUCCAGUGAACUGGCACAAAAAUUACGCUAUUGCCUGUGAGAGGGUGCUGCAUCUUCACCCACCAAGCGAAGACCCAGAAGUGCUACUCUUAGCAAUCAUCAAACACUUCCACCUUUACUUGGAGAAAGCUGCAGAUGAUCCCCAGCAGAGCAGUAUUUUGCAAGCCAUAAAGCAUAUGAAGAAAGAACUUCGGGAACUGAGAAAAGUGAAAAAGGCAGCGAGGCGACCAGUGUAGGACAUGUUGAGCUCAAGGAAAAAUCUGUUGGAAAGGAAAUGAAGAGUAAGAGAAGGAUUCCAUAGACGGAAACAAAGCAAGCUUAAAUGCAGUGUUUUAGAUAGGAGGAAAAGACUAAUCAAGAGAAGGGCUUUUGUUGAUAUAGAGAAGCAUAAACAUAGGUUGGGGAAAAUGAAUUGGGAUUUUUCUCUCUUUUGAUGUUACAAUGUGUAGGAGGUCAUUAAAUGAAGAUGAACGUUGGAGAUUCUAACUGAAACUUCUUAACACAGUGCAUUGAUAAUUAGAGCACUGGUGGCUCAGAAUGAAAUAUUGCAGGCUAACUGCCCAUAGUCUGGAAUUCAAUCCUGACUGGCUCAAGGUUAAUUCGGCAUUUUUAUUCUUCCGAGGUUGGUAAAACAAGGACCCAGAUUGUAGGGGGCAAUGUGCUGACAUUAUAAACUGCCAGAGAGUGCUGUGAAGCACUGUGGAGCAGUAUAUAAGUCUAAGUGUAUUGCUGUUGCUAAUUUGCUUCCCUGGUUUAUGGCUGCCAACUACAGUCGGGUGAGGUCAGCUCUGAUUAUAGGAUACAUUUACAUUGUAUUGUUUUCUUGUUAACAAUAUGGAAGCUGUCUUCUUCUGAUAUGGUCCUUUAACUUUCCAAUCAAGUGCACAGUCUUGGCAUUUACUUGGUGGUCUCCCUUCACAUACUAAGCAAGAUUGACCCUGCUUGGUUUUUUUAAGAAUCAGGUAUGUUUGAUUAGGCAUUGUCACUUGCUGUAAACAUGGCUAACAGAUGGGAUAAAAGGACACAAGGCAGAUUUAUAUUGACAGAGAGUCAUACCAAGCUUGGAGCAUCUCAAAAGCGUUCAGUUGAGUACUAUUGGGAGUACAGUGUUGGACUUGAGAUGUCUCUGAUCUGACUAGCAGGAUACUCAUAUGUUCUGUUUGAUUUAUCCAUUUGUAUAUGUUUAUGUGCUACUGUUUAGUGAUAACAUCAGAGUCAAGAUCUUAAUAGCAAAAACUGACCUGACAAAAUUGGCCUUUGAUAAUCAUAGAAUUCAUAGAAGUUAAUGGAAGUUUUUCCAUUGUUUGUGUGCAUCACUCAAACAUCAUGGAGAGUGUUUAAUUUAGAAAAACAAAUGCUCCUUUUAAAGAUCAGGCAUGUCUACUUAGGACCAGCUUAUCUCUUGAAAGCCAGUGGUCUCUGUACCCCCAACUUAUUUUCAUAAGAUAAAAUUUAAACUAUUUGCAACUUUUUCUGAAUAGAUAUGAUUUGACUAGAAUUAGUACUACAGGUAAUCCUUAUUUAGUGACUGCCUUGUUUAGCAACUGUUCACAGUUACAAUGGUGAUGAAAAAGUAACUUUGCUAUCAGUCCUCACAUUUACAAUUUUCAGUCUGUAAAGCAAAAGACAGUUGAAAUAAGAUCAUAAGCAGAGAUGUGGUUUCAUUUACUGACAUCUUCACUUAAUGACCAAGUUGCUGAUCCCAAUUGUGGUCAUUUAAAAAGGACUACGUGAACUCUAGUCACCUCAGAAGUAGAUUACUAUAGAAAAAUUCAAAAUGAAUGGACCAUAUUUUAGAAAUUGAAUAUAUAUUAUGAAUAUCAAAGGUCUCAACUUCAAUCACCUACAUUUCUGCAAGAAAAAGCAGAGGUGCAGCUGAUAGGAAUUAUACUGUAUUUCUGUCAGAUUUUAGAGAGCCAUUGAUAGUAGUUUCAGGUAUUUAAAGUAAGUUGUGAGGGGGCUAGUUCACAAACAAUAGUGAAAAAUUGGAUCACUUCUUACACUUCUGAGAAGAGCUGUACUUUCAUACAGUUUUUUCUACUCAAAGUGCUGAUUUUGAGCAUUAGAAUCCUCUACCUCUAUCCUUUUUGGACCAGAUAACUUUAAGGACUUAUAAUUUCUAUAUAAACUUCUCUGAUUUCUGAGAUCUUCCUUGGAUAAUGCCUGCCAGUUGAAGUAAGAUAGGCUCGAGAUGGGUUAUAUCCAAACUUGGACAUCGUGUGUAACAAUGUGAAAAUGGAACUGUGUAUUUCCAGUCAUAAUGUUGUAGUUCUGCUACAGGAGGGAAGGCAACCCAUCAAAUAGUUUUCUUACCGUUGUCAAAUGUCAUUAGUGGCAGAGCUCUGAUAAAUAUCUUUUUAUUGUUCCACACAUUUUAAUUGUAGAUUUUUAUAUUGUUCUGAUCCAGCUUUGUUUUAUUUAACCUCUUUUGUAGCUUUUGAAGGAUGCUCUUGAUGUUUAUUUAUAUAAUACUGUUCUUUCGGAUUUACUAGUUGCACUGAGGGAUUUUUAUCUGAAUAACAACAUGAACAUACAUUUAAUAAAUAAGUAAAUUCUUGUA
Messenger RNA from Crotalus tigris (Tiger rattlesnake), 4448 nucleotides. It is a transcript of the gene TMEM260, whose product is annotated as transmembrane protein 260. The coding region runs from base 46 to 2124 and encodes 692 amino acids. NCBI's taxonomy places the organism in Eukaryota, Metazoa, Chordata, Lepidosauria, Squamata, Viperidae. The transcript has 16 exons. The record is from RefSeq and is a predicted model, not a curated record.